AUUUCCCCCUGAUCUUGUGGUAGAACGUUUCCCUUUGGUUUCACUAUAAUGUGGCAAAUUAUUCCCUUUUUUGUGAUAAUAGACACGAUGGUACCUGAAGAUGAGACCUCUCUCCUCUGCCAAGUUCGGUUCAGAUGUGCUCCGCUGCUGGUGCCCGGACAGUGGCAUCACCUUGCUGUGACGGUGGCAAAAGAAACGAAGCAGAUCUGCACCGUUUCGGCCUAUCUGAACGGCAGCCUGGUGGGCUCUGCGAAGAUGCAGUACAUCCGGGCACUGCCAGGGAGCUUCACUUCUAUGGACCCUUCUUCUUUUAUCGAUGUCUUUGGCUUUGUGGCUACACCGCUGAUGUGGAGAAAGAGGUCUUCCUUGUCUUGGCGCCAAGGCCCCAUGUUCUUAUUUGAAGAAGUUCUCUCCAUGGAAACUUUGCAGCUUAUGGAAAAACUUGGUCCGAGAUACUAUAGCAAUUUCCAGGCUGUGGAACUUAGAGGAGAAGGGUCCCAUGGCCACGUGCCAAAGGUGGCUCCUUUGGUGGCACCAGAGAAGAUUUCCUUUGGGCUCAACACCAGAUGCUCAUUUUACACAACAGUUAAAGGCAUAAAAGACAGCUGUGGUGAAGUGGACGGGCGUCUGGUCGCUAAAGAGCUGAAGCUGUCCUCCCGUGAUAAUAUAACACCUGUUUUCAUGGCUCAAAAUACUGCUGCAAAACUCCCUGGAUGCUUAAGAACAAUUGGUGCCAUUGUGGUGGGCCAGCAUGGGACCCAUGUCUUCCAGUCCUGUCCGGCUGUGGUCAGCCUGAGCUACCUUGGCGGCCCUUCUCUUCUGCUGGCUCUGCUGGCCAGGGCUCAGGAUGACCACGCGGUUUAUGCGGCCGUCAAGGUCUUGCAGACCGUCAUGAGCUGCAGCGCAGUGAAUGAACGCCUGAUGGGGGAUGAAGGCGAUGGGUAUCAGAUUCUGGCAUAUCUGUUGAAGAAAAAGGCCCACCUAUUAAACAGCAGAAUUCUGCAUCUCGUCCUUUCCAUUGGUGGCACCAUGGAAGCUGGCUUAGAACAGCCGACAAUCAAAAACCUGGAGAUCUUCCAACAUAUUGUCUGCAAUUUUGAGCUGUGGUGCUCUGCCUCGGGAAACCUGGACCUCCCUCUCUUUAAGCAUCUCACGGAAGUCCUCCAGUCCUCCAGAGGAAAGAAUUCCCCCGGGAACCCCGUCCGGCAGGCGCAGAUGGUGCCCAAGCUUUUUCUUCUCCUUGGGGAUCCCGGGAUCCCGGCCUCUCGCCUCCGCCGGAUCUGUCUCCUCCUCCACCAUUCACUCCGGGGCCACUUCAGCAUCCAGGAUCUCUGCUGGAUUGGCUUAUUCUUGGUUUACACUUUAUCUCCUGCAUCUAUUGAUGAAAAUGAGACCUUCUCCAAUAAUAUUCCAGAGCCAUUUGGACAAGGCUUAACUCAGGCACCUGGGAAAAUGGUCUGGCUUCGAAAUCAGUUGCUGAGCAUGCUGCUGGAUGUACUACAACCAGACAAACCUCAUUCGUCCUCUGUGAUCCAAGAAGAAAUGUUCCAGGCCUUGGGCCCUGACUGGUUCCUGAUGUUUAUGCAAAGCCACGUGCAUAGAACCACAAUUGUGCUGGCAGCCAAACUGCUCUUCCAUUUCCUGCACAACCACACGAACCUGCAGGAGUUCACAGAGGGGAUGGUGGCAGGCCUGUGGCUGAAAAACAGCUUAGAGGGGCUGAAUAUUUUGACCGGUAGGCCCUCUGGUCGGCUUGCAAUGGGAUGCUGAGGCCAGCUGUGGAUCACGACUAAUUAUU
Thamnophis sirtalis is the source of this 1798-nucleotide messenger RNA. The record is from RefSeq and is a predicted model, not a curated record. Lineage: Eukaryota; Metazoa; Chordata; Lepidosauria; Squamata; Natricidae.